Messenger RNA from Leptidea sinapis, 9906 nucleotides. RefSeq lists its product as uncharacterized. The record is from RefSeq and is a predicted model, not a curated record. Lineage: Eukaryota; Metazoa; Arthropoda; Insecta; Lepidoptera; Pieridae. The transcript has 14 exons. The coding region runs from base 450 to 8033 and encodes 2527 amino acids.
ACAUGUUGAAAUCCAUAUAUUUAUUACUCUUUUACUUGUUAGUUAGGAGAUCUAUGGGCUUCACGCAAUUUAACAACACGACAAUGGCCGAAAUGUCUGUAUAUGAUAUUUUUUAUUGGCUCGUACCUAUCUCAAACUUGCCAUGUCUUUGGUUUUAAAAAUGGCGUAUACAAGCUUUUUGUUUGCCGGUUUACAUUAUUGAAUGAAAAGUUACAGUGACUCUCAGUGAAAUCCGACGACAGUCAAACGAGAAUAUGAGAAUUAAGUACAUGUGUAAAUAUAAUAAUGUACACCAUGGACCCGUGAACAUUUCAUAGCGUUGUGUUGAAUUAGAAUGGUGCCUUUGGAUUGUCAAGCUCUCACGUCGUCAGGUUACCCGUAUGUAACAUAAAUAUCAACUUGCGGAACUUUUGUAUUUCAGAUAUGACAGCAUCGCAAAACUCCAGAUAAUGGAGAGUUCGGAAGACGAUGCGGGCACCGCAACAAACGCUUCCCGCCCCGAAACGGCGCGGGAAAGUAAUAUCGGAGAGCUGGAAAACGUUAGUGAUACUAGAACACAACAAGAAAACACGACUCAAGAGAGAUCUAUUUCUGAUACCCACACAAUGUCGGAGAACUAUUUUGAUGGCGAAAGCGUAUCCUCGUCGCCCGAACAGAUUGCCAAUUCAAGUACAGAGGCGGUAUUAGACAUGAUUGAUGAGUUCGUUGAUGGGCCUGGUGCAACUAAACGAAUACCAUUAUCAGUUUAUACCGACUCGACAGCUAAGAGCCCUAGCUUAGACACACUGGAUGUAGAUUGUUCCUCUCAGUCUAUGUCAUCAGAGAGGGUAUAUGUUGACACAUCCAAGCAUGAUUCAAGUCCGACUAACUCGGAGUGCUCCAAGGAGCCUGAGUGCCAAGUGGAAUGUAAAGAAAGCACAAAAUCUGAAUCGGUAGCUGUUCCAUGUGUUUCAAAUGAGUUAGUAGAGGAACAUGCAAUCCCGUGCACAAGUAAUAGUAAUAAUGGUGCACAAAACAAUGACCAAGUGCAGCUUUCUCAGUUGAAAGAAGAAAUUUUAAAUAAAUAUGAGGAUACACUGGCAGAAGUGCUUCAUCCGGUGUUCCAAAGUAGUGAAAAUGAUACAGUCCCAAGUAGUGAUCAGGUGACAAAUAGUCCUAAAAAUAGUGAAAAUGAGUCUGAGCCCCAAGUGUCUGAAGUUGAAAGAGCACUUAGUGAACAUGUAGUUAAGUGUGUGACUUCUAGUGAUAGUAAAGAGGUUGUUGUUGAAAGUGCCGAGUCAACUUCAAGUGACAAUCAUUUUGUAAGUGAAGUUCGACUUCCUGUAGAAACACCUACACAAACUCCCUUACUUAACCAUCUUGAACAUCUAGAAUACAGGCCAAGGCCUGAUUCAACUGUAUCCUCUACAGUUGACUCCAUGUUAAGUAGUGCCCCUGAACUGUCAAGUGAAUGUGCUACUAAAGAUGUGUCUAGUUCGUCAGAUGCUGUGUCCACUGUAAAUGAUAGUGUUAAGUUAGAAGAAGUAAGAAGUAUGAGUGAAAUAAGUAUCUGCAAAGCAGAAACUACACAUACACCUAAAAAAAUUAAGCUUAUUAGGCACAGACCUACUCCUGUAGUGAACCACACAGAAACUGUUGAUAAACCACCCUUAUUAUCUAUUAAUGAACAAUGUCAAUCUACAUCAUCUGACAUUCCACAUAUAAAUAAGAGCAUUAAUGAAGUAAUCCCACCUGAAACAUGUAGUUAUAUUGCCUCUAAAAUAACACAAGGUGUUCGAUCAUUACUACAAAGGGUUGAGAAUGAAUGUAGUACUAGUGAACAGUUAAAAAAAGAUUCAAACAGUUGUGAGGAGAAGAAAGUAGAAGUAGAAUGUCAAGACAGUGAAAAUAUAACUCUUCUAUCUUAUCUCCCUAUUUUUAAUUCAGUUGACUCUUCAUUAAAUAGCACAGUGCAUAAUAGCCCUAGUAAUUCUUGCGAUAUCAUAAAGGAAUCUAAUAUCUGUGAAUCAAACAAUUCAAAUACAGUCAAUGAAUCUACGAUGAUUGGUUCAAGUGACUCAAAUAAUGUGUUGGCUGAAGUAAUUGUAUUUCCUACUAUCUCUAAAAGUGUUUUAGAUGAGUCAAGUGUCAAGAGUUGCAGCAAUUUGGCUGAACCUAUAGACAGUUUUGGUGGGAAUUUACAUGAUUCAACUAGUACUUCAGAUGUCAGCUGUUCCAGUGUUGUUAGACCAUCACCAUCUAGCAGUACAAGUUUGAGUAAAGAAAUAUUCAAGGAACCAACAGCUAGCAUCCUCACCCAUUCUAAUGAUACUGAAACAGAGCCUGUUGUGAGUAGUCCAAAUAAGUGUUCAGAAACAGGAAAUAAGGAACAUUUACAAGAUAAAACAGAAUCAUCUACAAAAGAGUUACAGAAAACUGUGCCUAAAUUAACAAUCAAAGUUGGAAAUAAGCAAAAUGAGGAAUCCAAAUGUUCAAUACCAAAAGUAACAAUCAAACCAUUGAAACCACCACACACUGAUGAAGUUAAAACAAUUCCCAAAAAUGAUAAUGAUACAAUUCAAUCUGCAACAAAAAUAAGUUGUAAAUCAUUACAGAAGCCAGCCGAAAAAAUUCACAUAUUACAUCGUAAAUCUAGUAGCAGUGAAGUCUCCGAGUCUGAAUAUUCAGAAAAUGAUGAAAGUACUUCUGAUCAAAAAUCUAUGUCAGACGAAGGACCACAAGACUCUGUUCCAAAAGUAACAAUUAAACUUGGCAAACCUGGCACAAAUACAGAAGGGAAGUUUUAUACUGAGUCUAACAUUCCGAAACUGACAAUAAAGGGAAUUCAAAACAGUACUGAAGAGGGAAGAGAAUCUCCAUCUCAAUUAAAAGUUGUGAUUUGUCAAUCUGAAGAGACACAAAUAGAAAAAGUGCCAAAGCUAACAAUUAAAACUUAUACAAUAACUGACAGUCAACCACAAAGCCCCAAGCUCACUAUUAAACCAUUAAAACCGCCUGAUCCAGGAGAUUGUGAACCUAUACCAGAAAAUGUGGAUAGUAUUCAAAAGUUAAAAAUCCAGACAGAGAGCUCAAGUGUUGAACAACAAGAUGUUACUUCCCAUGUGCCAAAAAUAACAAUAAAAAUUGCAAAACCUGAUUGUGAAAUAUCUCAUAAAUCACCAAAAAAAUCCAGUUAUUCAGAUAAUUCUGAAAACAUACCUUUUGUGACUAAAAUUAAUAUAAAACCCAUUAUUGAGCCUGUUGAUAACUUAGAAGUUACUCAUAAAGGUGAUGAAAAGAUCCCUGUAGUUCCUAAAGUUACUAUAAAGCCAGUUGUAAAACCCAAUGAACCUGAAUGUAACAAAGAAGAUGCACACAACAUUCAGAAAAUAAAUCCUAAAUUUAUAAGAAGUCCUGAAAGUGAUUCAUCAGAUGAAAAAGAUAGUGAUGAUUCUAAAAUUAAUUCUAUCAAACCAAGUGAUGAUGAAGAAACUUCAAAGGAAUCUGAAAACCAUUCAUCAGAAACUGGAAACUCUAGUGAUGAGAAUAACUAUUCCUUACCAGUUGUGACAAAAAUGAAUACUAAGGAAGAGAACAUUCCUUACAUAAAAAAACUAAAUAUUAAACCUUUAGUAAAACCUGAUAGUUCUGCUCCCUUGUCACCAAAAAAAGAUCGCACGAGUAGUCCUGACACAAAAUCACAACAUAAUAUACCUUUUGUUACAAGAUUAAAUAUCAAGCCGAUAGUGAAUCCUGAAGAUGAAGAAGUGGAAUCUGAAGAUCUGAAAGAUCUCUCAGUUAAACAUCCACCAUUGUUGAUGAAAAUAAAUAGAAAAACUGUGUCAGACUCAGGAUUUGACUCUCAGUAUUCUAUUCAUAACAGUGAUAAUGAGCCCUGUAACAGUAUUAGUGAAAACUUACCUACUAAGGAAAUGAUACCUAGUUCUACAUUAACCAUUGAUACACCCUGUACAAAAAUAAGUGAUAGUAAAAAAAACUGUAUAGACUAUGAAAAAAAUCUCAUUGAAUCUAAUUCUCAUGAAGAAUCGCAAACACAUUCUCCUGUUUCCAAGGAAGUUAAUAGCAACAAUUCUUUAAAUACAGAUAAUAAACCUUCUUCAGAAAAAUAUUCUAAUAAUAGCUUAAGUAGUAAUUUAAGUACUGUACCCAUACCUAAGGUUGAUUGCAAGCCCGAAGAGAACUGUAUAGAUAAAAGUGAUAAGCAGAAAAAGUAUUCAUCUAGUGAAACUGUAAGUGUUAAUAAAGACCAAUCAACAAAGUCACACAUAGAAAUCAUUAAACAAUCACCAAAAGAAAUCUCAAAACAUUUACCUAAUUCAAAUAGCACAUUGCUGAAACAACUUUUAGAAAAUCGAGAUGAAUGUAGUGAAAAAAUUGAUGAUAAAAUCAUUUUGACAAAUUGUAUAGAGUCAAAUGUGAAAAAUCUAACUGAUGACAAUGUUCAAAACUUCAGUAAAAAAUUACAAGAAGAAAAUAUUAAUAUACAAGACACUACCCAAAAUACUGCAAACAGUAGUUCACCUGGAAUUUUAAACAUUCAUAAUACACAACAUUUAUAUGAAAAAGUCAAUGACAAUAUUACAAAACCCUUAGAAAUUAAUAUAUCAGAUAAAAUAAAUCAGAGUUGUGACCAAGAUUCACCACGAAUUAUAAUAAAAAUUAAUAAGACUGAUCAUGGGGCAUCUGCGAAGAUCAUUACAGAAGACUCACCUAAACCAGAGAAUAAAACAUUGUCUCCAGUGGAAAGUAGAAGAAAGCAAAUUUUUAACAGUAAAAAGAAAUCAUCAGCAUCUUCUCCAGAGAUUGUAGUAGGAAAACGAUUGAGAAGUUCAAGAAUUGUACAAAGUCCAGAAAAGCGAAACAUGGGAAGAUCACCUUCUCCAGAUGGAUCCCAUAGUCAUCUUCCUAAAAAUGAGUGUGAAAAUGAAUUCUCUAUGCAACAUGUCAAGAGACUAAAGUUAGGGCAACUAUUAUCACAAAAAUCUUUAACUAUUCAUCCUGUCGUAAAGUCUUCAACUCAAAACUCACCACCUAACUCUAUGGAAAAUAAACAAAAUGCAAAGAUCAUUAAUCAUCCACUCUUAAAUAAUGAGAAUUGUUCUAAAAAUGGCAGUUCAAAACUUCACAAUAUCUUGUCUAACUUACAAAGUACACAGUUGAAAGUUGUCGCACUGAAUGAUUUGCAUCAAUCUGAUAAGAAGAUGAGAUUGGGUCCAGAAAUAAAAACUGAUGUAUCAUUGGACGAGGCCACAGUUGAAAUUAGUUCACUAGACCAUAGCAGUAGUAAUAUCAGUGACACAGUUUUUCAAGAAAAUAUUGAGAGUCAAGAUUUCAAUUUAUCUGCUGACCCAACUGCGCAAGAUCCUUUAGAGGUAGAUUUUAAAACAGUUGUAAGUGAGAAAGUUGUUUCUGAAAGUGAAAAGGUCUCAACACUUAUUCCAAUGACACCACAGCCAAAGAAAAGAGGGCGCCCAAGGAAAUUACCUGUUUCUGAGGGAUCAAAACCUCCUAUAGUCUUACCAACACCAGCACUUGAAGAGAGACCACAGAGAUCCCUUAGGUUGUCAAGAGAAAGGCCUAUCAUACUAGCGAAACCACGAGGAAGAGGACGUGGUCGAGGGCGUCGAAUUGACUCUGAAACGAAACCACACAAGGAACCUGAACCAGUUGUUGAAACAGCUCAUAAAUUCUUUAUUUCGGACCAAAACUCUGCUGACAUAGACCCAACCAGCUCGCGGAUAAAAUUGCCCCGACUGACCGAAGCACUAGAUAAAAUGCCUUCUGCGUGUUUGACGCCAUUGACUAGUAGAAGACGUAUGUCUUCGACAAGUGAAGUGAAUUAUUAUGAAAGUGAUCCAUCCGAGCUUAAAGCUGUUAUGGAGACAGGUCUCCCGAGAAUGGAGAAUCCAUUUGCAAAAUCUACAGAAGUACUUAGUGAGAUCAGAGGACGUGGAAGAGGCGGAAGAGGAUUCCGGGGAAGAGGGAGAGCUUCACCAAGAACGCCGCGUGGUCGGGGUCGCGGCAGAGGCGGUGGAAGGGGCGCUAUGUAUAUGAAGGAAACAAUGGGAAUUUAUGGUCGGGUAUGCGGCCCAGCUACAACAACUGUUGAACUCUUUGAAGAAGAAACAUGUAUGAUGGAUGAUAAUGCAACACCUUCAAAGCCAUCUCAUUUACUGGAUGAAGAUUCACAAAGUUCUGUUAAAAGUUCUACUAAUGAGAGUAGUAAAAUGAAAAAAUCUAAGUUUGAAGAUCUAUUUGAUAGUAGUAAAGUAUGGACAGCAUCUGAUGUCAAGGAAUACACGUGGCCGCCAUUCGAUAGACUCAAUACAGAUUAUCAGGUUAUGAUGAUACAGGAACAGGUUGCUAUGUUCUUGGGAGUGAAGGGUUUCAAACGACGAUACCCAGAACUGAAACGAAGAGCUAUUAUUGGAGAAGAAAAAGCCUUUCUGCUCAGUAAAGGAAUCGUUACAGAAGCUCUGUGCGAUUUAGGUAUAACAGCAGUAGAUGCAAGUGAAGUAUUGGAUAUCAUGCUCUCUGAUUACCCUCACAAAUAUGAAGAAUACAGGACAUAUCAGCGGGAAAGGCAACUAACUGAACCAGUACCGGAACCAGAAGAAAUAAAACAAGAAAAGAUUGAUAGAAUUGAAAUAAAAUCUGACUCUAGGCAGGGGGAUAGUAAACCGGAUCUGCCGAAAGUUGAUCCCGAGAAACUAAGACAGGAAAUGGCGGCUGCCGCCAUUGCAUCAGCGUCCGAGUGGAACGCGCGACUGAACGCUGCUCGUGGUCCUGCGUGCGUCGACCUCCAGUCAAUGACGAUCCAUCGCCGCCGGGCCCCUGCGCCUGCGCCGGUCGUGCGCGUGCGGCCGCCACACGGCCUGUACCCGCUGGCGUUGUUACCGGGCCAGUACCAGCACACCUACAGGGUCUACUCGCCCGAGGAGUUAAGGUACUUCCCGCUGAACACUGCGUUGUGUGCCCCCCCCGCGCCGUCGCUCUCGGCGUCAGUUCCAUGGCCCCCCCCUCCUGACUCCGACACCGAGUGCGGCUCUCGAGCCUCCCGCGCCUCCAGCGACACCGACGAUACACCGCGACAUCGCAAGAGAAAGAAGUUAACAAAGGUGAAGCGAAGUAGCGGUUGUGAGGGAGCGAGUGGGGGAGCCUUAGGGGUGGGGGCGGAGGAAGAGGAGAAAGUGGACACGUGCCGGGUGUGUAAGCUGCGGCUGGAGGCGAACCGGAAGGUCACGCAUGAACGGUUCCUGGUGUGCUGUAAUUGUAAUGCCAAACUUCACCCUUCGUGCGUGGACCUGAGUCCGGACACAAUCCGCAAGUGCCGCGAGUACGCGUGGCAAUGUGCCGACUGUAAGACGUGUGGGGUGUGUUCUCGCCCCGCCGACGACGACAAGAUGCUGUUCUGUGACCUGUGCGACCGCGGCUUCCACAUCUACUGUGUGGGCCUCAACGCGGUGCCCGAAGGUCGGUGGCACUGCGUGGAGUGCGCCGUGUGCAAGUCUUGCGGCGCGCGGUCGGCGAGCGGGCCCGAGGGAGCCCCGCGGGGCCCCGGGGCCCCACUCGGGUCGGUGACCACUCCGGGCAGCGGCGCGCAGUGGCACCACCACACCCGGCGGGGGCCCUCCGGACACAAGGUGUACUCGCACUCGCUGUGCACGCCCUGCGCCAGGGCGUACCGCAUCGGUCGCUACUGCCCGCUCUGCGAUCGCUCCUUCAUCGGGCCCAAGGGGACUAUGCAGCUCGUCAUAUGUAAACUCUGCGAUAGGCAACUACAUCAAGAGUGCGUCAGACGGACGGGUGCGCGGGUGCACGUGCUUGACUACACGUGCUCGGAGUGCCGGCGCGGCGGCAUCACGUCGCGGGCGGCGGCCGUGCGUCUGGCGCCGCGGACCAUCGCCACUCUGUUCAUGGCCAAGCGCCGCUUCAACAAGUACGCGCAUCGCCAGUACAUGCAGAAGUGUCUGCAGGCCCGCGACGCACCAGACGUGUCCGACGCGUCCGACGGUGACGACACCAUCCUGUGAGUGUCGCACCAACUCUGUACCAUAUAGUGUAGUGAUCUGAUUAAUGUUUAGUAGCCGUAUGUUGAGAGCGUCCCGACUCUAAAUGUAAAUAACACUUCAUGGGUAGCUGGGCAAUCAUACUAUUUUUAAUAUAGUUUUGUAAUCGCAGGACAGAUCGUGAUGAAGGAUCUUAGGGUACAAGAGAUUGAAUAGUUUGCUGUUAUUUUGUUAUGAUCAAUGUGAAAUGAAUAUGUGUGUAAUGUAAUAUAGAUAAUUGUAUUGUCUUCUCAAUUAUCAAACUGAAACUAUAUUGAUACGGAAAUAUGAUGUUGCAUUUUGUUUCAGUCACAGUCCAUUGGUAUUAUUUAUAAAUGCGAGACUACCGUCUGUAUUAGCAUUCUGUUCCGAAUGACAAGAUAGUUAUUCAUAGAGUACAUGUUAUUUUUUCAUAAGGUAUUUAUUUUAGUUAUACUCGACUAUGGAUACGACUGUAUACAACCUUAUAGCCGAUUUUUAUAUCAAGUUAAAUUAUUGAAAGAAAAAUCGAAAAUAAGUUUGACCUUACGGUUAAGCUACUGUGAUGUCUUAAUAUGGAUUUGUUUUCUUAUGUCUCAGUAAUAAUUUGUCCCACAUUACUCAUUUAAGUUAAGGACAUUCGGUAGGAAAUGUAUUCAUUUAUAAUUUUAAGUGUUUAUGUUUAUUUAGUUUAAAUUGUGUAGUAAAAUCUUCCUCACAUUGCUUAGUGACAAUUUUUAUUUACUCACUUUAGACCAAGUGCUGAUUAUGUCUUAUAUUAACGGCCGAAAAUAUAAACCUGAAUGUUAUUAAUGUAUAACUAUUAUAAAUAUAAAGACAAGAGACUAAGAAACAAUUGCCUGAUUUAUAAUAUUUGUUUAUGUCUAAGCAUUUUUCCGUAAUAUGUUAAAGAUAAAUAAUUUAUUAUACUAUAACCCGUAUAUGGCUUAUAAAUAAACCGAAACGCCUAAUUUGUGACAUUACUUUUCUUGAAAGCUUUUUCGAUGUAUUCAGCACUUGUUCCUAAACACAAAGUACAAACGUAGGCUACCUUAUAUCUCCUCGCCCGGAUAUUCGCCCUAUAAAUAUUAUAGUAUAGAUAAAAUUAUUUAUCAGAUUAUAUUAUUAUUUCGAAAAAGUAUUUAUAUAAUUAGUUAUAUCCAGGGCGAAGCUCAUAUUGACGAAUUCUAUACUCAAAAUUGUGUCACUGGCUGUUACAAUGUGCUGAAUGGUAAUAAUUCCGGUCAUUGACCCUUUACUAAGGCCUGUGUUACAAAGGAUUUGAGACAUGUUCUGGAGUUAGAGUGAAUGUCUCCGCCGAUUAUUCAGAUUUAUAUUUGUACUCAUAGAGACAUGAACCGACGUCAUGAGCGCAUGUGCACAUUGUAAUUGGCGGGUACAGGAGGUCAAUGACCGAUAUUCUUUCUACUUCGCGACAGCGCUUCAUACGUAAAAAUCUUUGAGUUGAGCGUUUCUCUGUACUUAUUUACCCAAAUCAGUACUUUUGAACACAGCUGUGUGCAAUUAUCCCUUUGUGUAUAAUACAUUAUUAUAGAUUAUUAGAUCGAUAAACAGUAAUUAUUUAAGUGUAAUGUAUCAUGUUUAGUUAUAGUUGGCUUUUCGUUAUUAUUAGUUAUAAUUUACGUAGCGACAGUUAAGAGUAAUGUCCACAAAUUAUUUGAUAAUCAUGUAUCGUUUAUAUUACGCGGGCCGGCAACUUGAGCCCGUGACUGUAUUGCUUUAUUGACACAGGUGAAUUAAGACUUACUUGUAAGAAAAAUAAUUAAAACUUUAUGUCUACUUAAUGCAAGUGUAAACGUUCUAGAAAUCUCGCACUGUUCGGUCAAUUUUGUAAAAAAAAUAAAGUUAAUUUAAUUUA